UUCGAAAAAGUCACCUGGGCGUUGAACAAAAGCAUGAUGUAACGUGUCGGUUCUAGAAUUAGUACAUCAUCCUCAACAUGCAGUAUUGUGCCCAUCCUUUGUGCUGGCGGAUCGCCUCUGUUUGGAGAGGCCUUUAUUGAACCAACAGGGAUAGAAGCUGGAUUAGCACAAUGCCCAUCCAGUGCAGAGUGGCACAUUUCAUCUGACAGCCAGACUGUUGCUACACACACACAAAACUUUAAACAUUAUUUGAAACUAUCCAAACUAAAAAAUGCAACCGGCGUGGUACCGAUUGAUCUGUAAGAGUAAGAUAUGACGCAAUCAUCUGGCUCAUCAACCUCAAUGUAAAAUGAUAGUUAGUUGUUGGUCUUCGUUAUCAACACCAGCCCUACAAGAACAAUGAGCACAAUAUAUGUUUGUGAUAGACUGUACACAGUUUGGUUUUUAUAUAUAUUUAGUUAAAAUAUGCCUGCAUGACUGUUCAAGGCAUUUAAAAAGAGAUGUCGUGUUUUCACUACCUCACAGCUGGCUUUAAUAAAUGCUGUCAAACCUUAACACAAAUACCAUCCACAUGCAUAUAUCACACAUACAUAAAAUACAAAGAUCCCCCGUGUAGCCUUCACAGAAUGUUGGGGCAAGUGCCGUUAGCGAGCACCUAUGAAGGCCGGCACGGCACACGAGGGGGUGGGUGGCCAGCACCACUCCCGACCGCCUUUGUCUCCCCAGUGGUCAUGUUUUACACACCGCACCAGGUACUCAUUUGAGGCUGAGUCGACCUAGGGGAGGCCCAUGACCGGUUCAGAUAAUCAAUUUUACGGCUCAACGGGCCUUACCUGAUAUAAUAAUUUAUAAAAAAAAUUGGUUUUCAUUGCAUACAACAAUAGGCAUGAAAGAGGAAACGCAUCACGCCCUCAGCGACUUCUCGCCGACUCGGCAAAGUACAUUUCAAGCGCGUGCGUAAUAGAAAGUGCAUCCGUGCGAAACGCACAGCUUGAAAGGAAACCGCAUUCUUGCAAAACUUACGUCACGCCUUGCGGUGUCUCCACGCACAACACCAGGGCAGACAGUCGAAUCCACUUCUCGACUUUUGCCCUCAAACGACAAGCGGGAUGAAUCUCCUCACUCGAGGCUGCCCGAGUUGGCCCCAGCAGUUGGUGACCGCUCUCAUCAAGCGGCGCAAGCGCUUCCUGCAGCUGCUGGUCAUCCAGUUGCUGGUGUGCGUGGCGAUCGUGUAUCGCACGGCCUUCCUCGAGAGCUCGGUGGCCAGCCACAUCGUGUCCUACUCGUACCGCUACGUCAUCAACGACUUCGAGGCGCUGGGCACGGCCGACAGGAAGGCGCGCUUCCCGCACACGCACACCUACCUCAUCAACCACCCGGACGCGUGCGGUAGAGCCGACGAAGCGGUGCUCUUGCUGGCGCUCGUCAAAACGCCGCCGGGAAAUCGCGAAAGGCGCGACGCGAUCCGCGCCACGUGGGGGCGGCCGCACGAGGCCCUCGGGCCGGACGGGUCGACGCGCGGGACGUCUGGCGAUCGGCGCGUUGGCCACAAAUCGGAAUUGGCGUCGGACGGUGGCGAGCCGCGUGGCGAAGGCGGCAAAGGUGGGCGCGGGAUGGUGAGGGUGAUGUUCAUCGUGGGGCUUCCCAAGGACGGCGGCGGCGGAGGUGGGGGAGUGAAUUCUGCGCUGCAGGCCCGACUCCGCGAGGAGGACGCGGAGCACGGGGACAUCGUGCAGGAGGACUUUGUGGACGACUUCUAUAACCUCACCACCAAGCUGGUGGCGCAGCUGCGCUGGGUGGACAGCUUCUGCCCGCACGCCGACUUCGUGAUGAGCGUCGACGACGACGUCUUCAUCCACACGCCCAACGUGGUGCGGUACCUGCUGGGCGUCAAGCGCGGCAACGGAGGCGAGGUGCCCAGGGACUUCUGGGUAGGCCACGUGCACCGCGGCGCCCCGCCGGUGCGCUCCCGCUCCAGCAAGUACUUCGUGCCGACCGACAUCUACCCCCUGCCCGCCUACCCGGACUACACGGCGGGCGCCGCCUACGUGGUGUCGGCGGGGCUGGCGCGCCGCGCCUACCGCGCCGCGCUCACCCUGCGCCGCGACCUCUACAUCGACGACGUCUUCCUGGGGGUGUGCGCGUCGCGCAUCCCCGGCUCCCCGCGGCCUCGCUCGGAGCCCUUCCUGUGCGGCGAGGGGCGCGCCGUGCGCCACCCGUGCGCCCACGGGCGCGUGCUCAGCUCGCACGGCCACGUGGGCGCCGGCGAGAUGGCCGCGCUGUGGCAGGAGGCGGUGGUGGGGCCCGCGGAGGCGGAACGCCGGGGCGGGGGGGGGGCGGCGUCGGCGGCGCGGCGGGCGCUGUGCGGGGUGGUGAACGCGGCGCUGGUGAACCUGCCCUUCGUCCACAUCGUUUACCCCUGCGCGAUGCCGCUCUGAGCGCCGACGGGCGGCGGGGGCGGAGGCUCGGGUCGCCCGCCGGGGUCCGUGACUCUUCUGCGCGUGCGUGGGAUGUGCACGAGGAACGCGGUCGACUCGUGGUUGGGUGAAGUUUGAGUCGCGGUCGGCGAUUCAGUCGACACGCCGCCGCCGUCGUCGCAAUCAUUGGCAUCUUCAGCGUUGUUGUCAUCAUUAUCACCGUCAUCGUUUUCAUCAUGAUCGUCACCUACCUCUCAUCAUCGUCAUCACCACGAAUGUCACUCAUCGCCGUAACAAUCGUCACCUCUCAUCAUCCGUGUCACGAUCAACAACAUCACUUUCACCUCUAUGAGGUGAAAUCAAUGAGUAGAACGUUGCGAGGGUCAACCGAUCUUGAAGUGAUGUCGCGAGACCAGUCAUCCGCCAUAGGAAGAUGGAAUUUUGACCACUGUCUCAGGGCUGCUCAUGAAGACAUUGCGACUGACCGGCCGUCUUCAGGAAUUUCAUAUGAACACUCUUAUGUAUGUGAAUACACGCGCACCUACGCUGUGUCUCCGGAUACGCUCACAAACGUGAAUAGGUAAUCGACAAAACCACAGUGUAUAUAACGCACACAUUCACGCUCGUGGCAUACGCGUGCGUACAUCGCAUGCAACAGAUGCACAAAAGCGGACAGCGUAGGCGACAUGCAGACACGGAAACGGCAAAACACUGAACACACUACACUUUAAACACACGGGUUACACGACACGCAUGUUUACACGUACAUGCGUGAGCACUGGUACAAUGCUACUCUGUGCGGAUGUUUGCCGAAAAGCCAUAAACAUGAUCUCUGUAUUGGAGGACCGACUCGGGAAAACUCCAGCCCUCGCACGACCAGGCACCCCUUCCUGCUCCUCCUUUGUCCACAACCCAGGCAGUGUCACAGGGCUUGCUGCUCAUUUGCACAUCACGUGACGAAGUUUAUGAAAGCUGCGGACAUCCUGUCGACAAUCGUGCUCAGGGGGGGU
Lethenteron reissneri (Far Eastern brook lamprey) is the source of this 3427-nucleotide messenger RNA. It is a transcript of the gene B3GNT5, whose product is annotated as UDP-GlcNAc:betaGal beta-1,3-N-acetylglucosaminyltransferase 5. NCBI's taxonomy places the organism in Eukaryota, Metazoa, Chordata, Hyperoartia, Petromyzontiformes, Petromyzontidae. Gene Ontology annotation, cellular component: Golgi membrane. Gene Ontology annotation, molecular function: N-acetyllactosaminide beta-1,3-N-acetylglucosaminyltransferase activity. The record is from RefSeq and is a predicted model, not a curated record. Gene Ontology annotation, biological process: protein O-linked glycosylation.